GCCUAACUGCCUCUGAUACAUCGCGCCAUUUGCAUUUUUCUUACCUCCCUUUAUGUUGAGAGCCACGCCCAUGUCAUUGCGGAAGUGAACGUCUUGCGUGACAGGUGAAAAACAGCAUCACUGUUCAUUUGAUCGUCAAGGAUAAACACAGACUCAAGUUUUGACUUAAUUUUCCUUCUUCCUGUAUUGUGAAGCAGACCUAAAUCUAAGAAAAUGCAGAAAGCUAAGAAAUAUGACUGGAAGGACUCCAACAUGGCCUUAUUUGGUUCUGAUACAGAAAAGCAAGUUAAAAAGGAAUCAGCAGAGAGUGAGCCAGCCUGGCAGGGAUGUGGCCAGGAACCAGGUCUUCAAAUCUGGAGGAUUGUGAAAUUUCAGGUAACAGAAUGGCCAAAGGAAGACUAUAGUAAAUUCUACGAAGGAGACUCAUACAUUGUUCUUAAUACAUACAAGAAGGAAGACGGUGAUGAACUGUUGUAUGAUGUUCACUUUUGGAUAGGAAAGCACAGCACACAAGAUGAGUAUGGGACUGCAGCUUAUAAGACUGUAGAACUUGAUACAUUCUUGGAUGACAAGCCUAUCCAGCAUAGGGAAGUUCAAGGCCAUGAAUCUACGCUAUUCAAGUCUUACUUCGAAAGUAUUUCGUAUAUGAAGGGUGGAGCAGACACUGGUUUUAGGAGAGUUGUGCCUGAGGAAUAUGUUCCAAGAUUGUUUGAGGUGAAAAAAGAAGGGAGGAAAAUAUUCUCAAAGGAGAUUGCCCGUACUAGGAGUAACCUCAAAAGUGACAAUGUGUAUAUUAUUGAUGCUGGACUUACAUUAUACCAAUGGAAUGGAUCAAGUUGCAGUCAUGAUGAGAAAUUCAAGGCUGCCCAAGAAAUGCAAAAGAUUGACAGUGAAAGAGGAGGCAAAGCUAAAACAGUAUGCCUGGAGGAAGACGGUAUCUCACCUGAACACGCAGUUUAUGGUUACCUGGAUGGAGAGGAUGAUGAUGAUGAUGAGCCUGAUGCUGAUGAUGAUGACGCUGUUGUUCUGAAGAAGGUGUGUGAUGCUGACGGAACCUGUGACCUAGAGGACGUGAAAGAAGGGGAAGUUAGUAGAGAUGACCUCACGUCGGAUGCUGCAUAUUUGGUACAUAAAGACAAGCAUUUGUUUGUUUGGAUUGGUACUGAAGCAUCUGUUGAUGAGAGACGUAAUGCAUUUGGAUAUGCUCAUAAAUACUUGCAAGGAACAUCAGUCCCAUGGACACCUGUAACUGUCGUAGCCGAGGGUAAGGAAAAUGAUUUGUUCAAAAGCUCUGUACCAGGGUGUGCCUAAGUGUGAUGUACAGUCAGCAAACAUUAAAAUGAACUCUAUUUACACUCAAUCUGCCGAGUUUCUUUAAUCCAGCUAUUAUGUUUGGAACUGUUUAUUGUCAGUUUUGGGUAUAUCAAGUUAAAAAUUCUAAUAUAGCUAGCCAUCGGUAUAUUGACAGGUCGGACGGUAUGGAUGUGCUUGGCUGGCUGAGGCUGUAUACUGGUGGCCAAAAGGCUAAUUAUUUUUGGUUUUAAGCUAAGUAAGGGUUUAUAGAAUUCAUUAUUGGAUGAUGUAGUUUCUUUUGAAUAUGUAACCUUCACCUUGAUAUACACAAAUGUCUUGUUGCCAACACUACAUUAUAAUUAUAUCAUCAUGAAAAUAUUUUGAAUAUAUACAUGAAUAUUAUGAUGAUAUAACUUUUCAAGUUUUGAAGCUAUAUAAUGUAGCAAUAGCAUUGUCCCACACAUAUUAUAUAGUACUGAUGAAUUUUGUGCAGUAAUUUCUAUAUACCAUUACACUGCUUGCAACUUUAAGAUACAAGAUGUAUAUUCAACUGUUUAGAAGAACAUCUCUUUUUUUAUUCUAUUUUAUGCAAGCAAAUAGAGAUUACAGUGAGAUAUUACGGUAACAGUCAGUGAUACAACUUAUAUUUCACUAAUAUAAUCAGUAGCAUAAAGAUUUUUUUAUAUCUCACUAAUGAAAACAAUAGCACCGGAGAUCUUCCUACACCUUUAAAGCUGGAAAGUCACCAUUAUAGGCAUAUGACCUUUACUGUGUUGGUGGGGCAUUAAAAAUCAAAUACAGAAAAUAAAAGCUUUUACAGUGAUAAAUAUUCUGUGAGCGAAUUUUUUUAUAUAUCAAUAAUGAAGCAAAUAUGUAUUUUUCCUCUAGAACACUUAAUGAAUGUAUAUUCUGUUUUGUUGUUUUUUAGGUUUUUUUUUCUGUUUAAAUCUUGUUGCUCAAGGACUGCUUUUUUGCUAUUCAAUGUCAAAUGUUCAAUAUGCUGCAAUUACUUAAAAAAUGUUGUGUAAAGGAGAAAAUCUGUGCAAUCUUGAUAUUUCAUUCAUCUUAAAACUUUAAGCUUAGCUUAUAAUUGCCUUUUCAAACCUUUAAUUAUGCUAUUGUAUUGUUUCUUUUUAGAUAUAUCAAUUCAUAAACUUCUAAGAUUCAUUGUAGAUUUAAAGCAAGACAAAUUUCAUUACAUAAAUUCAACAUGGUGAAGGUUUAAACGGACUAUGUUGCAAUAUGUUUUAGACUGUGCUAAUUUAAUGUGUUAUUCUUGUUAUACUGCAGUAGAUCUGUACCACACUUUGUUAAAGGGAACAUUAUAUAUAUAUUAUUAUUAUAUUAUUUUCUUAAUAUAUUUAACAAACAUUCUAAAUCUUGGCAUUCCAUGUCAUUUUUUUUCUUUCAAAAAGCUUAUUUUACAUUAUGUAUAACUUGCCUUAAAGUAAAUUUACAUACAAUUUUGAUGCAUAUAUUGUUAACAUUUCUUUUCUUUUCAAUUAAUUCAUGAAAACAAAUGUUUGUAUAUAAGAAGAAAAUUGGUAAAUUUCUUAGUGCAAAUUACUUUACAAAUUCAAGUGACCUCUUCAUAAUAUUUUUUUAAUCAAAAGGGUUUACGAUUAUUAUUGUAAAAAAAAGAAAAUUGGACAAGAAUUUACAUCUUUCUCUUGAAAAAAGAGCUAGCCAUUUCGUUUCUAAAGUAACACGCUUUCCAUAUUUGCUUUUCGUGUUUAUUUACUGAUUUAGAUAAUUUCAAAUAAAACAUAUCAAAAUGGU
Ruditapes philippinarum (Manila clam) is the source of this 3072-nucleotide messenger RNA. RefSeq names its product gelsolin-like protein 2. The transcript has 13 exons. The record is from RefSeq and is a predicted model, not a curated record. Lineage: Eukaryota; Metazoa; Mollusca; Bivalvia; Venerida; Veneridae. Bases 214 to 1311 code for a protein of 365 amino acids. Gene Ontology annotation, molecular function: actin filament binding.